This is a messenger RNA of Naegleria gruberi, 603 nucleotides long. Its product is annotated as ARF/SAR family small GTPase. Lineage: Eukaryota; Heterolobosea; Eutetramitea; Acrasida; Naegleriidae. Gene Ontology annotation, molecular function: GTPase activity; GTP binding. Gene Ontology annotation, cellular component: COPII vesicle coat; endoplasmic reticulum exit site. The record is from RefSeq and is a predicted model, not a curated record. Gene Ontology annotation, biological process: vesicle organization; endoplasmic reticulum to Golgi vesicle-mediated transport; membrane organization. The transcript has a single exon. The coding region runs from base 1 to 603 and encodes 200 amino acids.
AUGUCUUCAUUUUUCAGUUGGAUUUUAAAUUAUUGCUCUGACUUGCUGAAAUUAUUGGGAUUAAUGUCAUCAGUGAAGGGAAAGAUUAUAUUUCUAGGAUUAGACAAUGCUGGAAAGACAACACUAUUGCACAAAUUGAAGAGUAAUCUUAUUGGUGCCUAUCAAAGUACAACUACUCCCAAUAAGGAAUCCAUUGAAAUUUCAUCGACAUGUUCUGUGGAAGCCAUAGAUAUGGGAGGACAUGAUCUGGCACGUCAGCUUUGGAAACAAUAUUGCAUUGAUGUGAAUGGUAUUGUUUUCAUUGUCGAUUCAAUGGAUAGAAAGAGAUCUCAGGUUGCUGCUAAGGAAUUGGCCAAGAUUUUAAAUGAUCCAGACUUGGCCAAUGUUCCAGUAGUAAUUCUGGGUAAUAAGGUUGAUAAUCCUCAAGCCAUGUCUGAAUUUGAACUCUGUUGUACAAUGGGAGUUUCUCAUUUGAGAACUGGUCCUACUAAGGGUGUUAACGAGUCGAAUCCUCAACGUCCUCUCGAAGUUUUCAUGACCAGUAUAAUUAAUGAGUUUAAUAUUACUGAGAGUAUUGAAUGGUUGGUCUCUAAAAUAAAGUAA